Onychostoma macrolepis is the source of this 6427-nucleotide messenger RNA. It is a transcript of the gene tbc1d32, whose product is annotated as TBC1 domain family, member 32. Gene Ontology annotation, biological process: non-motile cilium assembly. The transcript is spliced from 34 exons. The record is from RefSeq and is a predicted model, not a curated record. The coding region runs from base 367 to 4281 and encodes 1304 amino acids. Lineage: Eukaryota; Metazoa; Chordata; Actinopteri; Cypriniformes; Cyprinidae.
UCAAACACAUGCAAACAUCACGUUUAUUCUUAUUUCUGCGGUUUUAUCGUAUUUAUUUUUGCAGUAUUCGCUAACGUAAACGUUUAGACACCGUAUAUAUUCCUACGGUUGUGUCAUGAAGGUUAUUUAUGGAAAUAACGGGUGUUUUAUUGCGGAUGAUUCAGCGCAUCUGGGCUUGUUUCCAUAGAAACGGGUAGUGCUAACGGAUGCUAAGCUGCUUUAUACACAGCUCUGUGCUUUAUGAAACGACUGAUUAUGAAAGAUUUCUAAUGUUAUUGAAGCGACGUAGCUCAUCUGUUUGGACAUGAUGUGAAAUUGUUGCAGCAGGAGACUGUAGAGAAGAGCUGAUCACACCCCUGAGAAGCGAUGUCUCAGUUCUCCAGCGAGGAUGAGGCAGAGCUCCAGAGCCUGCUGCGAGAGCUCCUGAAAAGUGUAAAAGACAGAAUCUCAGGAGCACCAUCGGUAGAAUGUGCUGAGGAGAUUUUGCUUCAUUUGGAGGAAACUGACAAGAACUUUCACAACUAUGAGUUUGUGAAGUAUCUGCGGGCGUAUGUAGAGAAAAGUUUGGGAACUGUUAUUGAAGAAGAGACUGAGAAUUUCACCAGGGGGGACGGUCAUGCUAUUGGGACGGGGCAGGACACCCUGGGCCACACUGUUACGAAGAGGACUAGGGAGUCCGCACAGUAUAAACAGAUGAUGCAGACUCUGAAACAGACCAUGAUGGUGGUUGUAGAAUCACUGAUCAAUAAAUUUGAGGAAGAUCAGCUGAAGAAAGAGGAAAUGGACAGGAAGAGCCAGCAUGAGCAGUCAAGCAGCCAUUAUACUGACAACUGCUCUGACAGUGACUCUUCAUUCAAUCAGAGCUAUGCAUUUAUCAAGCAUGAACAACUGCAAGUCAUCGCUGAGAAGCUUGACCCCGGUAGACCACGAGAGGUUCGCUUGGAAGCUUUGCAGUCUUUGUGCUAUGCCCCUCCCUCUGAUGUUCUGAGCUGUGAAAGCUGGACUGGCCUGCGCCGAAACCUCUCUGCUGCGCUCACUGACCCUGACCCUGAGCUCAGUGAUAAAGUCCUUCAAUUUUUUGCAAAAACAUUUUCAUCUUCUCCAUUAAAUGUGACUAAGGAUAUCUACAGUACCAUAGCGAAAAGCUUGGAGGCUCAUUUCCUCUACCAUAAGUUGAGUUUUCCCAGUGGCUCUACAAGUAUUGAUGCGAACAGACCAGAUAUGGCCCGUCUUCUCAAACAAAUGCGAUUAAUGAAUGACUUUCAGAAGGAAGUGACAACAUUUUGGAUACGACAUCCUGAGAAGUACAUGGAGGAAAUCAUUGAGAACACCCUCUCUCUUCUCGCUCUGCAUUCUGAACAGGGCAUGAGCAGUCCUGGCUCAGAAAAAUCCCUAGAGCCUAUACACUUAAUCUCUCUGCUAGAUAUCAAAGCCACCUGGUUUAAGAAAUGGAUGCAUGGCUACUACAGCAGAACUGUUGUCUUAAGACUUCUUGAGAGGAAAUACAAGUCUUUGAUUGUUAAUGCUCUGCAGCAGUGCAUUUAUUACUUCGAUUCCUGUGAUUCAGUUAGAGAAGAAACUUUGGAAAUUAUCCACAGCCAUGAACAUCAGCAGAUUGGCCCUGCUCGGAGAACUCUCUACACUUCUAAAGAGCUGGAGUUUGUUUACUUCGUUCACUCGCUGUGCGUGCUCGGGAGGCUUGUGAUGUACACUAAUGGAAGGAAACUUUUUCCCAUUAAAGUGAAGAAGCGGAGAGAUCCGGUAACUUUGACCGACUUGGUUGUGAUUCUGAUCAAUAUCAUGUACCAACACCCAAAACCAUCCUGCGGUGAGACGACACAUGCAGACUCCCUGUCCCCCACUAAUCUUGUGAUGGAGGUGUUAAGGACCCUGUGUGACCGCACUGAGUGUGCUGUGGAGUGUCUCUACCAAAUCCCUGUUAUAGAAACUCUGCUGGCUCCUGUUAUCACCUUGCUCAAAGGAAAGCUGCCCAAAUUAAAUUCCCUAGAAAGUGCCUUGACUCACAUAGCAGACACGCUGGCGAGGAUCGCUACCACUGAACGAGGUUUAUCACUCCUGCUUUAUGACAGAAAUCUCGUCUCGGCCGAGGGUGAAAGUAUUUCAGCAGCACAUCUGGUGGUACAGUUUACACAGAGGCUGUUGGCAAAAGAGCUGCAUGUGUUCAGCGAGCUGGAGAUUCCUCCUGCCGUGAGCGGGGCCUUCAUCUUCGUCUGUCGGCAGAUGUACAACACCUGCGAGGGGCUGGAAGUUCUACGUCCAUACAGCCUGCAUGAGUGCAUCGCCAAAGCCUGGAGAACGACAAGCUCCGUGUCGGAGAGAGUUCCCACUCCUGUUCCUGGAGCUCCCCCAGUGAUCACUUCCCAGGAGCUGCAGAGCGUGGUGGCCUGGGAAGAGAUGCUGUUGGACAAUCUGCUGAAUUUUGCUGCCACACCAAAAGGACUGCUGCUCCUCCAACAGACUGGAGCCAUCAAUGAGUGUGUCACCUACAUGUUCUCAAGAUUCACCAAAAAACUACAGGUCAGCAGGUGUGAGAAGUUUGGUUACGGUGUGAUGGUGACCCAGGUGGCCGCUACAGCCCCAGGCAUCGCGGCCUUGCAAAGCUCUGGAUUUGUCCAGACGAUUGUGGUGGAGCUGUGGUCAGCCUUGGAGUGUGGUCGAGAAGAUGUAAGGGUGGUCCAUCCAAAAUCUACUCCAAUGGACCCUAUCGACAGGAGCUGCCUCAAGUCCUUCCUCUCUCUAGUGAAUCUGCUUUCUUCACCUCACGCUGUGUGGGAGCUGCUGGGACAUCGAGAGCUUCCUAACAAGACCGAGUACAAUCUGAGAGAGAUGGCCACAUCUGUUUUAGACCUGAUGGACCGCCUCAUCAUUAUUAACUCUGAUGCAAAGAUUCACUCCCUUUUCAACUAUGAGCAGUCCCACACGUUUGGCCUGAGGCUCUUGAGCGUGCUGUGCUGUAACCUGGAUUCUUUUCUUCUGCUGGAGUCUCAGUAUAAGCUCUCUGAGUUACUGCUGCAGGGUCAGAGGGACAAUGUCACAGAGCCGCCCUCAGGUGAAGGGGAAUUCAUCAUUGAUGGACUGUCUGUGGAAAGAAACCAUAUACUGAUUCGAAUCGGUACAGUUGGUGGCCCGUCUGAGAGGAGACUUCCUCCCAGAGCCCUGCAGAAAGGGAAUGACCCUUACCCAUGGCCAAUGGUGUCUACAUACCCUCUGCCUAAAUAUUACAUUCUUGACAUGCCCAAGACUCUCCGCCCUAAACAGGAGUCAGAGAUCAGUGCUUUCUUGGCCUCGUCUAAAGAAACUGAGAGAGAUGCUAGCUGGAUGGAUGACUGCAGGAGACAGUUCUGCAAGAUCAUGGCUACAAAGUCAAACACUCUCACUGGAUACGUACUUGCUGAUCUGUUGGAGAGGGUCGUGCUGCAUCUCUCGUCUUCAUCCACCGACUGCUUCUUUCCACCGGCAGAAUAUAAAGUGGUGGACCACAGUGUAAAGACUCGAAGCCUAUCUUCUGUGGAGCAGUUAGGUGUGGGAAUAUCCCUCAGGUAUGGCAAGUUCCUAAAGCUACUGAGAGAAGAUUCGGAGCAGGAUCUGUGUCUUCUGCUCAAGCACUGUCAGGAGUUCCUCUCUCAACAACGAGUCAGUGUCACUUCUGAGCUCUCCUGUUUUCAGGAUGGUUAUCCUGGUCACGAUUGGUUUGCCUCCACAGUUUUUCUGCUCAUGCAUGGCGACGUGGGUCGUUCUCUGAGUCUGCUCUUGCGUUUCUCCCGUCUGCUGCCGUCUGCCUUCCUGUGGCCCCCAAGACUGCACAGCUCUGUACAUCUCCCUAUAGAGAUUGCUCAGUCGGGCAUUCAUCCCAUCUACUCUUGCACCGCACAUUACGUCGAGAUGUUGCUCAAGGCCGAGGUUCCUCUGGUUUUUUCUGCCUUCAGGAUGUCUGGCUUCACUCCCUCUCAGAUCUGUAUUCAGUGGCUUGGUCAGUGCUUCUGGAACUACCUGGACUGGCCUGAGAUCUGUCACUAUGUAGCCAUAUGCAUCAUCAUGGGACCAGAUUACCAGGUGUACAUGUGCAUCUCUGCCCUCCGUCACCUGCAGCAGGAUAUUCUGCAGCACACACAGACGCAGGACCUGCAGGUCUUUCUUAAGGAGGAACCAAUCCACGGCUUCAGGGUGAGUAAUUACCUGGAGUACAUGGAGGGGCUGGAGCGCAACUACAGAUCCAUGGUGCUCUCGGACAUGAGGAGCAUCUUACCAAGGAGCAGCUAGAAUGAAAUAGACCUCCGAAGAUCAGCAGGGACUGAAAGUGCUUGUGGUACAGAAUAAUACUGAAACUGUUGCAAUGAUUUUAUAAUACAACAUGCUCGAUAUGUGAAGAGGACACUGUUUUAUCAAACACCAUGUGAAUAUAUCCCAUUUGCUUUCAAUCUCUUUGAUUUGUUGGGAUUCUUAUACUGAAGUAUUCUCACUCAGGGAAUCAUAAAUAUAAGAACAAACUCUUCAAAGCCAUUUUGCCACUCAGUGGGAUAUAUAAAGCAUAGUAAAUAAAUAAGUGCAGUAAACCAGUCAAAAGUGAUGUGCAAAAAGGAUGAAGAAGCAAACCUUUCUACAUAUGCAUUAUCAAACUUCCCUCACCAAAAAAAUUACAUUUUCCUGUACAGAAUUCUGGGAUACACAAUUGAUUUCAAUUGCAGCAUUGAGCUGUAAUUAUUUUGUAAAAUUAUUCUAUAUUUGACCAUUGCAUAUGUGGGUGCAUUAAUCUGCUUUUCCUUGUAGCCUAAAGUACAAUUUUCCUGUCCUAGGCUAAUUACUGGACUCAUAAAGUAUUGAAAUUAAUUGUUUAUUAAUCUUUUCCUCGAACAAAGUUCUGACAACAUAUGUAAUUUUGUAUCUACAGUCCUGCUUGUGUCACUUUAUUGUUGCUUGUCAGUAAUGAUGUUGGAAUAUGACAGGAUUGUGCUGUUAACCACUGCAAAAGCUUUAGGAUGUAUAUUGUACAGUCUGAAAUGAGACCACUGAUGUCAAUUAUUAUUAUUAUUAUUAUUAUUAUUUUUACUUUUACCCAAAAUCUCAGUGGGCUCGUAUUGUAAAGUCUGAAAAGUAGCAUUCAUAGAGGCCAGACAUAUUUACCUUUUGUUCUGUGCAUUUUCACUGGCAAAAUCCAGUCAUUUUCAUAGGAAUCAACGUAAUUGGGUAUAUUACAUGUGGGCGAAAAAUUUCCAAACGGGUUUAAGUUGGUCACAUGAAUCUGCAAUGACCAACAGAAAGCUGCUUGGUUUAAAAUUGACUUGAGCUGUGCUUCAUACAUUGAUUCAAUAGAUAAUAGCACCGUUUUUGCCCAAAAUUUCGAUAAUGCUGACCCCAUAUAUAGGUGCACAAGUUGUUUUCCAGUCUCAGCCUGUUAUGACAUCAGUAAAUAUUAAAAAUUCAAAGCUUUUGAUGCUUGAUUGCUGUCUUAAUGGACACUCAAACAUGAAGUAUGUGUGAUCUAGCAUGUCAACACUUGAGUAUACAAUGACUCACAGGCCGUUGACGCAGUCUUGUGUAGUGCAUGUUGGAUUUUUUUUUUUUUUUUUAAGGCAUAUAUUAACAUCUGCAGUCUCUUAUUCCCAUCCUAAGGAAGCUGUAUAGAGGUGGUAUCACGUUGACAGGCCGUCAUUAGCACAUAGAUGCAAUCUCUCACCCUCGCCAUCUGUAACUCGCACAGUGAAUAAUGAAUUAGAUCAUUAGAGAGGUGUCUUUCUCCUUCACAACAACUGCUAAAUAUUGCAUACUGUUUACUCAGUAGGAGGCAGAAGCAGUUAUAAUUUUAAGCUGUAAAAAGUUCCCUCAGAGUGCAUAUUUUUUACUUUCUCCAUUGCAUUAAAAAAUAAAAAAGGAUCACCCGUAAACUUGUGUGUAUAUGCUCAGAUAAAAAAAUCAGUUGUGCAUCAUCAGUUGAUUUCAACUUUGUGUAAUCAUAACGAGCUGUACGCUUUAAUCAGAUUAAUGAUUUAAUGACUGAUUGUUGGCCAACAGUCAUUUGGAAAGCCGUGUGUGUCUUGUGUUGGCUCUUUGUAAAUUGACAAUACAAGGCUUUUGUGACGUGGAUGUUGAUGAUGUAUCUGCAGACCAAAAUCUAGGAUAAUUAGAAAAGGCUAAUUAUGGGUAAUUAAACUGAUUAAAUGAUAAUUAAGACCUAUCUGUCUCUGUAUUAGGCUUGAGGAGUUGCAUUAGCUUGAUUUUCUCUGGUAAAUAUGCUUUAUUAUUCUCCUUCACAUUAAUUAUCCCCCUUAUGACUGCCAAAUUCCACUUUCUGAAGAAUCUGCUUGAUGAAUGGGAGAAAGUCAUUUGAAAGUGAGCAUCACUGUCCCUUACUUACUCCAGGGCCGGUUCUAGACAUUAGGAGCCCCCACCCCCACCCCCCACCCCCAAU